Aspergillus clavatus NRRL 1 is the source of this 972-nucleotide messenger RNA. RefSeq lists its product as uncharacterized. The coding region runs from base 1 to 972 and encodes 323 amino acids. NCBI's taxonomy places the organism in Eukaryota, Fungi, Ascomycota, Eurotiomycetes, Eurotiales, Aspergillaceae. The record is from RefSeq and is a predicted model, not a curated record. The transcript has 2 exons.
AUGGGACUUCUUGAGCUGCUAGGAAGCUCGUUAUUUGCUGAUCCAGGUAACUGUACUGGCUACCAAGUGCUCUACGAUAAAUUGGUUUUACAGGUCCAAUGCUUAAAUGCCAAGGACACAUUGCAGUGUCUGUGCAAAGUCCCGUUUGAUAGGCUGAACUCUGCUCUGAACGUGAACGGAACGGACGGUCAUUCUGACUACAACUUUUCACCCUCCAUCGAUGGCGAUAUCGUAACGGAUCGGGGAAGUGUUCUUCUCAAGAAGCAUAAAUAUGCCAGGGUUCCGAUCAUCGCGGGCACCAACACAGACGAAGGGACAGCGUUUGGGCCCAUGGGGGUCAAUACAACGGAACAAUUCUACGAAUAUCUCACGGAUGGCCAACACGGAGGUCCAUUCAAACUGCCACAUUCCAUCGCGAUGCAUAUCCUACACUUGAACCCUGACGAGCCCUCCCAAGGCACUCCGGAAUCUCUCGGAUCCGAACGUGUGCCUUCCAAGGGCUAUCGAUGGCGUCGCACGUCGGCGUACGUAGGUGACGUUGCAAUUCAUGCCAACCGACGCCGGCAAUGCGAGGCAUGGAGCGAGACCUUGACGCUAGCGUACUGCUACCGCUUCAAUGUCCACUCGACUGAUGUUGCGUUUGUUGAAGGCUCAACUCACUUCGAGGAGGUGGCUUUUGUGUUCCACAACAUCGGGGGAGUAGGAUACGAUUACGGUAAACCGUUUGCGGGCGUGCCGGAGUCAUACAAGCAGCUCAGCAAGCUGAUGGCGAGCAUGUGGGCAUCGUUUAUCCAUGAUCUGGAUCCAAACUCAGGCGUUGGAAGCUCGUCCGUGCACUGGGACCCGUAUAGUCGACAUGAGCCAGUUGAUCUGCUCUUUGAUGCUAAUGUGACUAGUCACAUGGAGCCUGACACAUGGAGGAAGAAGCAGAUCCACUACAUCAACUCCAUGGCUCAUAAGUAUAGGCGGUGA